Manduca sexta (tobacco hornworm) is the source of this 1314-nucleotide messenger RNA. Its product is annotated as carbonyl reductase [NADPH] 1. Lineage: Eukaryota; Metazoa; Arthropoda; Insecta; Lepidoptera; Sphingidae. The transcript has a single exon. The record is from RefSeq and is a predicted model, not a curated record. The coding region runs from base 23 to 817 and encodes 264 amino acids. Gene Ontology annotation, molecular function: oxidoreductase activity.
GGCACAUCAGUUCGCGCGCGCGAUGUGUAAGGUAGCAUUGGUGGUGGGUGCAGCCAGCAACCUCGGCUACCAAGUGCUGAGGAAGCUCACAGACACGUACCAAGGGAAAAUAUACUUCACCACCGAAGAUGAAUCUGCUGGGUACAACAUCCUGCAGAAUCUACAGCGAGAGAACCUCGAAUUAAAUUAUUUGCAUAUGGACAUCACAUACACAAAGACCAUCGUUAAACUCCGGCAUUACAUCCAAGACAAUGACGAACGAAUAGAUCUGAUCAUCAAUCUAACAGAUUACGUCAUGGAGAAGAAUCUGUCUCACUUCGAAAAGGUCAGAAGGACGCUGAGCGUGAACUUCUACGGCUUCAUAAACUUCGGGAAACUCAUCUAUCCGCUUCUAAAUGAGAAUGCUAGAGUGAUCAACGUGUCAGGUCCUGCUGGUCUGCUUGCUACGAUUGAGAAUGAAGAGAAGAGGCGAAGACUGAGCGAUCCGACGUUAACAGAAGACCAGCUAGUUGCCAUUCUACAAGAAUAUGAAGAUGCAGCAAGACGAGGAGUUGAGAAGACUGAAGGUUGGGGAAUGAACGUGCACGCUGUCAGUAAAGUGGCUUUGAAUGCUGUCACAUUCUUACAGCAUAGGGAAUGGGCAGACAAGGGAGUUGUGAUCAAUUGUGUGAACCCAGGGAACCUCUCGCAGCGGGAAGGAAGGAAGACUACGAAAGUGUUUGAGAAAGGAGCCAACGCAAUUUUAUAUCUGGCAAUGGAAGCACCUUUGACGUUAAAGGGCAAUUUUGUGUGGAGCAACUAUUCAGUGAUCGAAUGAAACUCCGAUCCUUUUGUUGAGGUCACUACUGUUUAAGUUUGUGAUGUGUUUGUCAUUUCGUAAUUUAGAAGUGUUACAUGUUAUCGAUUAAGUGAACUUGAAUAUUUUAUUAAGACCUCUCAUUAUGGUAUGUGUCAAAUUGAGAUUUAUGUUGUAAUAUGUUUUAUUUAUGUAUCUGAUUGACGAAAUGAACAAGCUCAACUGAUCCUCGCUUCAAUGUCCCAUAAAAAUUAUCAUCACCCAAAAAUCUAAUUCAAAAUAUCGCUCUUCAUGGUGCUUAAAAUUCUGUGAAAGCAUCUAUAAAAAUAUGUAAUACUAGAUUGCUAUAGUUAGUAUAUUUAUUGCCAUAAAACGUCCGAUUGAGUGUAAAAUUAUUAUUGUUUAAAAGUAGCAUAUUACAAAGUCGAAUAUAAAAUUCUAGAACCUAUAUAAUACGUCCUAAUUUAGUUAAUUUAUUUUGUUACUAGUUAAUAAUCUAUUAAAUGAACAUUUGACGA